Eruca vesicaria subsp. sativa (arugula) is the source of this 2321-nucleotide messenger RNA. The record is from the annotation of a GenBank genome assembly. Lineage: Eukaryota; Viridiplantae; Streptophyta; Magnoliopsida; Brassicales; Brassicaceae.
AUGCAGACAAAGACUUACAACUUCAUAUGUAUUGUAACGUUUGUUAUCCUUACUUUCCUCGUCAAUGACUCAUCAACAGCAACAUCUCAAAACGGUAACUCUACAACUUCUUGUAACGAAACAUGUGGGGGAGUCUCGAUCCCAUGGCCUUUUGGAAUCGGCGGGAAGGAUUGCUAUCUCAACAACUGGUACAAGGUUGUCUGCAACACAACUACUUCCGGAACAACUGUCCCGUUUCUCUCACGGAUCAAUACUGAAGUGGUCAACGUCUCUCUUCCAGAUGGAUCCCGAGAUAAACCAUACGGUAUAGUUCUCAUCAAAGGUCCUUUGACUUCAUUAGAUUGUUCUAAUAACACUAGUCAAGGACUCCAAAAGUCACUACCAGAUUUGAACGUCACAGGCAAGGGAAGUCCAUACUUCAUCACAGACAAUAACCGCCUUGUGGCUAUUGGCUGCGAUACAAAGGCGUUGAUGACUGAUAUAGACUCAGAGACAUUGGGUUGCGAAACAAGCUGCAAAGAAAGCUUGAGUAGUCAGCAAGUAACUGACUCAAUCUGUGACGGCUACAAAUGCUGCCAGACGAGAAUACCGUUGGAGCGUCCACAAGUUAUAGGUGUGAAUAUAGAUGUCACAAGAGGAGAAGGCUGCAGAGUUGCCUUCUUGACUGACAAAAGAUACUCACCAUCAAAUGUUACUGCGCCAGAACAAUUCCAUGGUGGUGGCUACGCGGUGGUGGAGCUAGGUUGGUACUUUGAUACUUCGGAUUCUAAGUUUAGAAACAACCCCUUAGGUUGCAGAAACUUGACUCAUUACAACUCUUACGACUCUGACACAAGAUGUCUUUGUGAGUAUGGUUACUUCAACGAGAUUAGUUAUAGGAACUGCCAUUGCCUUAUUGGCUUCAAAGGGAAUCCAUAUCUUAGAGGAGGUUGCGUAGAAGCUGAUAUGUGCAAAGAACCUGGUGUGUGUGAAGAAGGGAAUAUUUGUGAGAACGCGCGUGGAUCAAUGUACACGUGCAAGCCCAAGCCCAAGCCCAAGGCCGAGGUAACUAAGCAGGGAAAGUCCUUCGUUCUAGAAGGGGUUCUAAUAGGUCUGUUGGGACUUAUGUUUUUAGUUGGUGUGAUCUUCUGGUUGUUCAUAUUUAUAAGGAAGCGAAGGAGGAUCAUACGUGGCAGGAAGUUCUUUAAACGUAAUGGAGGCUUGUUGUUGAAACAACAACUAACUACUACAAAUGAAGGAAAUGUAGAGAUGUCAAGGAUCUUUACCUCAAAAGAAUUGAAGAAAGCUACUGAUAACUUCAGCGUGAAGAGGGUGCUUGGACAAGGAGGUCAAGGAACUGUGUACAAAGGAAUGCUGGUGGAUGGGAGGAUUGUUGCGGUUAAAAGAUCAAAACUUGUGGAUGAAGACAAGAUGCAAGAGUUUAUCAAUGAAGUAGCACUUCUCUCACAGAUAAACCAUAGGAACAUUGUGAAGCUCUUGGGAUGUUGCUUGGAGACAGAAGUACCAAUCUUGGUUUACGAAUAUAUACCCAAUGGAGAUCUGUUCAAGCGUCUUCAUGAUGAUUCAGAUGAUUACAACAUGACUUGGGACGUACGUCUUCGCAUAGCUGUGGAGAUUGCAGGAGCACUUUCAUAUAUGCACUCAGCUGCAUCGUUUCCAAUAUACCAUAGAGAUAUCAAGGCAACUAAUAUACUCUUAGAUGAGAAGUACAGAGCUAAAGUGUCUGAUUUUGGAACUUCAAGAUCAGUAACCGUAGACCAAACUCACUUGACAACAUUAGUUGCAGGGACUUUUGGGUAUAUGGAUCCUGAGUACUUCUUAUCAAGCCAGUAUACUGACAAGAGCGAUGUUUAUAGUUUUGGGGUUGUCUUGGUGGAGCUCAUAACUGGAGAAAAACCACUAUGUCGUGUCCGGUCUGAAGAGGGAAGAGGAUUGGCAGCUCAUUUCCUUGAGGCCAUGAAAGAAAACAGAGUGUUUGACAUCAUUGAUGAUCGGAUCAACGAUGAAAGCAAGAUGGACCAAGUGAUGGCAGUCGCAACACUUGCUGAAAGGUGUCUAAGCCGGAAAGGAAGGAAGCGACCAAACAUGAGAGAGGUUUCGAUUGAGCUGGACAGGAUCCGUUCAUCACUUGAAGAUUUAGAUGUCCAUGUUGAAAACGUUGAUUAAUAGGAACAAGCAACUCAUGGAAAUUUUAAUUGAUUUGAACUGCUUAAAGAUGAUUCAUGAUUCAGUGAGUUGCUAGAGUUAUAGUAUGUGUUACUAACUGUUAUUGGAUUCUUUGACUAGUCUUAAUGGACUAUACUUAUCUAGUUAUCUGUUUC